AUGAUGAAGCAAGAUGAAUCUGUUUUGAAGACACUUGAAAAGAAAACAACUCAAGAAAUCAGACAGAGUCCAAGAUUACAUAAAACAAAAACGAAAAAGUCGAUGAAGCAAGAAAAAUCUGUUUUCAAGACACCUGAAAAGAAAACAACUCAAGAAAUCAGACAGAGUCCAAGACUUAAAAUGAUUGAAUACAAAAAAUCUGUGACUCCUAUUAAAGUUGAAGAUAGCCUUGUAAAGAAAGAAUCUGAUGAAAAAAUAACAGACAUAACACCAGAACUUGUUCAUGAUUUGCUUGGAAUUCCUCUAGGUGGAAAAGAUAUAUAUAACACUGAUCAAUGUGAAGGAAAAGAAUUAAUGGACUGGAAGCAACAAUACAAUUUCAAGGCUAUGAGACCAUCGGAUGUUGAAGAGAAAAUUAAAGAAUCAUCAGAUUCAGGGAUUAUUUUCAGAACAAACUUUGUAUUACUGUUUGUUAAUACCAUUUGUGAACAGAAUAAGCCUGGAACUUGUAAGACAACAGUAUUGCCACAUUUGUUAGGCAAAACACCUAUGAGAGAAAUUGACUGGUGUGGUUUUAUAACCAAUUGCUUGAAAAUGUCAAAGACGAAACGGGAUGAAACCGAUAGAGGAAACUACUAUUGUGGGUCACUUCUUGUAUUAUUGCUAGCUUAUUUGGAGUUUAUGAGAAAUGAUAAGAAUGAAAAAAGACAAAUACAUGCACUACAUUUUUGGGAUUAUGAAAUGAUGGUGAAAAGGGAAAAAGCUGAGUUAAAGAGUGGUGACUUUGGAACUUUGGAAUGGAAUGAUGAUGUUAUAGAGAAUGAUGAAGAAUCCGACACCGAUGAAAAUGAAGAUAUGAAACUCGAUGAAUUGGUAUUCAAAGCGAAAAAUGAUUACAAAAAACUAGUGAAUGAUAAAAUGAAGUUUGGAAAGUUAAUUGAGUUUUCAACAACAAAAUUCACAGAAAGCGAUGAGUUGAAAGAUAUGAAGAAAGUCUUUGAACAAGAAUUCAUUUAUAAAACUCAAAAUGAAGAUGAUGCAAAAGGUGACAGGGAUGAAGAUGAAAAAAAAAGCGAAGAGAAUUUGAAUGAACAUGAAAUAAAGAAUCAAACAAUCAUGGUAACACCAGGAAAUUUGUACAAUGAUCCAAUAGUGCAUGAGAUUGCUGAUUCUAUUCAAUGUAUUUUAAAUUUUGAGAAUUAUGAUGAUUUUGAAAAUGUAAAAAGUUUUAGAGAACAAAAAAUAGAUGAUAAAAAAAAGAAAAAAAAUACUAGAAAAUCAUCAAUGCCUAGUUUUUCACUUGGACUUGGUCUUGGUCUAACACAAGAGUUUCAUGAAGGAGAUGAAAGCAGUGAAGAUGAACACAUGAAGAAAGAAAUAAAAGAUGAAAAACUUGAUGAAGGAGAAAGUUAUGAUUCAGAAGAAACAGAAUGUGACAAUAAUAUCUUGGGAAUUGAAGAUGAUGAAGACAAAAAAAGAGAAAGACAGUUCAUAUUUGACAAAAAUAUCCCUUUCAAUCAAAGAUUUGAUAAAUUUGAGUCAAAUAUCAAAGAUGCAAUGAAAAAGGACAAAGAACUUCUGCCAUUUGAAAAAGUUCACUUGGUGUUUUUACCAGUUCAUCAAAAAAAUCACUUUUACAUCAUCUGCAUAAACUUAGAGGAACCAGCGGUUGAUGUCAUUGACAAUAGGAAUUCAGUUGCAAAGUUUUCUAGAGCUUAUCGUGAUGCACCUAAUGAAUUGGUACUUGAUGAGGGUCAAUCACAAAUCAGCUUUAACUUUGGAGGGUGUUGA
Lactuca virosa is the source of this 1791-nucleotide messenger RNA. Lineage: Eukaryota; Viridiplantae; Streptophyta; Magnoliopsida; Asterales; Asteraceae. The record is from the annotation of a GenBank genome assembly.